UGUAUUGUUUACGUUAUUGUGAAUAGCUGUGAAUAUAAAGGCGUGUGAGACCUCGAACUGUUUAGUUAGUGCUGACGGAUCCGCAUAAACAGUCGCGGACACUCACUUUUACGUCACCAAGCAUUUAGCAUGUCAAAAAUGAGAACAACUCUAUUCAUUGCUUUUGCUGUGAUAAUAGGAUGUAAGGCUGCUACACCUGACCUGCGUUUUGCAUGGAAAGAAGUUGACUUUGUUUGGGAUACUCCGGAGCAACGGGAAAAUGCUAUAAAGGAUGGUUUAUUCGUUCAAGCCCAUAAUCUUCCUUUGGGGCUGGCUCGAUGGAAGAAUAAAUUAUUUGUGACAGUACCAAGAUGGAAAAACGGUGUAGCAUCUUCUUUAAAUUACGUGGAUAUCGAUGGACCGCAGGAUCAACUUCUUAAACCAUAUCCAUCACUGCAAGACAAUCUGGUGGCUGAUACAGCGAAAGAGCUACCGUCCAAUAGUUCUAUUAUUUCUGUCUUUAGAGUGUAUGUCGACGCUUGUGAAAGACUCUGGGUUAUGGAUUCAGGAUUAGCUGAUAUUUUAGGCUCACCAAAUCAAGUAGCCGGACCUUCUUUGGUUAUUUUCGAUUUGAAAACAAAUCAACUUCUACACAGAUAUUUCUUCAAAGUUGGAGACAUGAAAGAAGAUUCGUUCUUUGCAAACGUUGUGGUCGAUGUGGAGAAGGACAAAUGCGACCAAGCCUUUGCAUAUAUCCCUGAUUUAGGAGGUUACGGAGUCGUUGUAUACAGUUUGAAAGAUAAUGAUUCUUGGCGUGUGUCGCAUCACUAUUUCCACUUUGAUCCUCUGGCUGGGUCCCAUAACGUCAGUGGAAUUGAGUUCCAUUGGACCGAUGGCGUGUUCGGGCUAGCCCUUUCUGAACCAAGAGAAAACGGAUAUCGCACGAUGUUCUUCCACGCAUUUUCCAGCACUAAGGAGUUUUGUGUAUCCACGGAAUUACUUCGCAACUACACACACAUAGACAAGUCUGAGGCUUUCCAUGAUUUCAAGUUAUUGGGCGACCGUGGUGCGAACACACAAGCAUCUGCUAGCUAUUACGACGAAAAGAAUCAUGUUCUAUUUUAUACUCAGAUUAAUCGCGAUGGGGUCGGUUGUUGGAACUCUAACAAGCCCUAUACUCCUGAAAAUAAUCCACUUAUCAUCACAGAUCCCAUAUUGUAUGAAUUCCCCAAUGAUUUGAAGGUGGACGAAGAGGAUACAUUAUGGAUCUUGACCGACAAAUUGCCACGUUUCAUUUUUAGGUCAUUGGAUUCAAAUGAAGUAAAUUAUAGGAUAUUUAGUAUUAAAGCAUCUGAUGCCAUUGCGGGCACUGCUUGCCAAUAAGUUAAGAUUUGUGUACUGUGUACAUUGCCUAAUAAUAUUAAUUACUAUGUAUGUAAAAAAUAAAGCUAUUUAAACGUU
Messenger RNA from Zerene cesonia (dogface butterfly), 1440 nucleotides. RefSeq names its product protein yellow-like (gene Y-c). The transcript has 8 exons. Bases 130 to 1362 code for a protein of 410 amino acids. Gene Ontology annotation, cellular component: extracellular region. The record is from RefSeq and is a predicted model, not a curated record. Lineage: Eukaryota; Metazoa; Arthropoda; Insecta; Lepidoptera; Pieridae.